AUGAAAGGCUCAACCAUCCCCUUGCUUUUUGCCGGAGUGACGUUGACAGCAGCGUAUCCCAUCACCGGCGACGUUGUCAACUGUCGUUCCGGGCCGGGCACCAGCUACUCGGUCGUGAAACAAUACACGCAGGGCCAAGAUGUCACGAUUACCUGCCAGACCGAAGGUACCAACGUCAACGGCGUCACCAUCUGGGACAAGACAGCAGAUGGCAACUGCUAUGUGUCAGAUUACUAUGUGCAAACGGGGGUCAAUGGUUAUGUAACAGAGAGAUGCAGCGGGGCUUGCACAGCUCCAAAGUCCAACCAGGCAACGGUGGAUCUCAUUGCCGAAUUUGAAGGCUUUGAGCCCAAUGUUUGUAUGUCUUCUUGGUUUGACUUGGCUGUUAUCUUCAAGCAUUCUGACAUGAGAGGACAGACAUCGAUCCUACUGGAAAUCCAACCGUCGGCUAUGGCCACCUCUGUCAGCAAGCUGGCUGCGCUGAGGUGCCGUAUCCAAUCCCGCUCUCCCAGGCUGAUGCGUUUCGAGCAAUGCAUCACAGCCAUGAUUACAGGAGCCACACUCAACCUGAACCAGUACGGCGCCCUCAUUAGCUGGUCCUUCAACAUGGGCUGUGGCGCUGCCCAAACAUCGACUCUGGUGGCAAGGCUCAACAAGGGCGAAAAUGUCAACACUGUUCUGGCACAAGAGUUGCCAAGAUGGGUGUAUGGGGGCGGAGUGGUGCUUCCUGGGCUCGUGAGAAGGCGAAAUGCAGAAGUCGCGCUUGCACAGACGGCAGGGAGUGGACCAGCGUUGCCAGUGCAGUGUUAG
Molecule: messenger RNA, 810 nt
Organism: Podospora anserina S mat+
Lineage: Eukaryota; Fungi; Ascomycota; Sordariomycetes; Sordariales; Podosporaceae
Exons: 2
Coding region: 1-810 (269 amino acids)
Biological process (GO): cell wall macromolecule catabolic process; peptidoglycan catabolic process
Molecular function (GO): lysozyme activity
Source: RefSeq, a predicted model, not a curated record